This is a messenger RNA of Capronia epimyces CBS 606.96, 1719 nucleotides long. RefSeq lists its product as uncharacterized. The record is from RefSeq and is a predicted model, not a curated record. Gene Ontology annotation, biological process: nucleobase transport; transmembrane transport. Gene Ontology annotation, cellular component: plasma membrane. The transcript has 6 exons. Lineage: Eukaryota; Fungi; Ascomycota; Eurotiomycetes; Chaetothyriales; Herpotrichiellaceae. The coding region runs from base 1 to 1719 and encodes 572 amino acids. Gene Ontology annotation, molecular function: nucleobase transmembrane transporter activity.
AUGGGUCUCCAUAACAGCCUCCAAGACAAGACUCGCCGCCACAUCCAGGACUUCCAACACGCCUUUACCAGCAGGCACGCAUUUGUCAAGUACCUGGAGACGCGGCCGGACGCCAGCAGUGACGGCGACAACGACGGGCCGCGCAACAAGUGGACGAACGAAGACCUCGCGGUCAGCCCGGCUCACCAUCACACCUGGGGGUGGUACGACUAUGCGGCCUUCUGGUGGUCGUACGGCUUCUCGCCCGGCUGCUGGUACCUGGGGGCGGCGCUGCUUGCGGUCGGCCUGAGCCCAGGCCAGGCGUUGGGCUGUCUCUUCCUGGGCUUCUUCUUCGGCUCCGUGGGCAUCGUCAUGCAUUCGCGAGCCGCCGCCGUCUACCACUUCGGCUUCCCCGUCGAGACCCGGCUUGUCUGGGGUCUUCGGGGCAGCUACUUCCCCAUCUUGAUCCGUGCCCUGUGUGCGCUCAUCUGGGGUGGCGUCACCAUUGCCCAGGGCGGAUACUUCACCGCGGUCGUGCUGCGAUGCAUCUUUGGCAAUUCGUAUUGGCACAUGCCCAAUCACAUCCCCGCCAGCUCCAACAUCACAGUGCAGCAGCUCAUAGGAAUGAUCGUGUAUUGGGUCAUGACAUGUUGGACGCUCAAUGUCCCCAUCCACAAACUGCGGCGAGCGUACGAGAUUCAGAUGUUCAUUCUUCCUGCUGUGAUUAUCGGUCUUUUCGCCUAUUGUAUGGUGACCGGACGAGGCUAUCCCCAUCAGGACCUGUACGCGGUGCCACCUAAGCAUGGCGCCGCGCUGUCGUGGGCAUUGCUUUCCGCCGUCAACUCCGGCCUCGCCAAAACAACCACGCUCAUGGUGAAUCAACCGGAUAUUGCACGCUAUGCCCGCACCAGGAUGGCCCCGGUCUGGGCCCAGCUCGUCAUGUUUCCGGUUGCAAGUACGGCGUGUGCAGCCAUGGGCAUUUAUGCCACGCAGCACAUUUACAAUGCAUGGGGCAACGUGGACUGGAAUCCAUGGGACCUGAACCACGACAUGCUCGACCACAACUUCAGCCACGGCCGCCGGGCCGGAGUAGCCAUCAUCAACAUUGCCUUCAUCUACGGAAACGCACUCACCGAGCUCGGAGCGAACGUGAUUCCGUUCGGAGCAGACUUCAUGUCGCUGUUUCCGCGAUGGCUCAACAUCAAACGCGGCAUGUGGCUGAGCUAUAUCCUCGGAGUGGCCAUCUGUCCAUGGCAGAUCUUGGCCACAGCAACCGGCUUUCUCAAGUUCUUGGGCGGUUACAGUAUCUUCCUGGGGCCUUUUCUCGGCAUGGCCUUGACGGAUUACCUGGUGGUUCGCAGGGGGAAUGUCUUCGUCGCCGAUCUGUACCAAGUGGGCGGUCGGUAUUGGUACAUACACGGCGUGUCAUGGAGGCCGAUUGUGACUUGGCUUUUUUCCGUUGUUUUCAUGCUUCCAGGGUUUGCCGAAACCUUUGGCGCCAAAAUCGCCCACGGCGAAGGCUGGAGUCACCUAUAUGCCUUCAGUUGGUUUUACACCUGCACCAUCAGUAGUGUUGUCUAUUUCCUCCUGUCGUUUAUCGGGAACUACGCCGGCGAGGAGAGAGCUAUGCCGUUCGAGAGCCUGGCCAGCACCAAUGCCAAUGGGGUGGAGGAACUGCACGCCGUCGAAGGACAGAGCGACGUAUCUGAGGUUCAUCUUAGUGUCGAAGAUAAGGUCUGA